Messenger RNA from Miscanthus lutarioriparius, 2022 nucleotides. NCBI's taxonomy places the organism in Eukaryota, Viridiplantae, Streptophyta, Magnoliopsida, Poales, Poaceae. The record is from the annotation of a GenBank genome assembly.
AUGGCGUCCGGGCAGAUCGACUCCGUCAAUCCCCCCGGCGCCGCCGCCAACGCCUCCCGCCGGCUGGGCUCGAUUCUCCUCGACCGUCAGCGGGCCUACAUCACCAACGGCAAUAGAAGUAACCUGACCACGGCCACUGCCACAUCGAAGGGAGACUAUGUCGUAUCCGUCUCCUUCUGGAUGGCGGAGCCACCGGGUAUCUCCUGCUUCUCCGUGUACUGCUACAUGCUGCCCCGCGACUUUACUGUUCUGCCUCACGUGGCCGGCGGCUACGGCGAGUCGCCGUCGCUCGAAUGGGUUCCGCUUCCCGACGACGACAACAUGGGCACCGCUCUGGGCAGGGUCUCGGAGUUCGGCGUUGUGCUCGGUGAACACAGGGAUCAUUACCUCCUGGCCGCUCUAUGUGACGCCCCUGAUGCCCCCGCAGACUAUCACCUUCGAAUCUACUCGUCCGAGACCAAAGCAUGGAGCACUAGGACACUGCUCAAUCCAUGCCCCGGAGUACGAAAGAUUAUACCUGAUAAGGUGAUCGCGCUUGGAGAAGGCUCACUAGGUUGGGUUGAUUUCUCAUGCGGCUUGGUGGCAUGUGACGUGCGUCAAGAUCCCCCUGUUGUUCGUUUCAUACCAUUGCCCGAGCCAUUGCCUGGAAACAGAGACAAAGUUGAAGCAUCCCUCCCAAUCCCAAGAGCUGCUGCAAGGUCGUUCCGGGAUCUGGUAUGUUUCAGUGGGGUGCUCAAGUUUUUUGAGAUGGAGCGUCACAUGACUGAAGAGCCUAACGACCCCACUGACAAGGAUGUUCUGUACGAUUCAGACUUAAUCACGUCGCUCAAGCGCAAUGGCGUGGAUGAGAAGAAGCCCAAGUCAAGGGAUUGUUGGAGGGCCGUGACCUGGAGUCGGACGGCUUUUGGCGCAAGGAAUGCACUCUUAGUGGCACUGAAGUCUCGGCAUGUCGCAAGAUGGUACGGGUGGGGAGCUCUGCCAAUAAUAGAAAGAAUGCAUCGUAUCCUGGCCAUGGCUACUGAGAGAACCAAGCGUGCACGAAAUGAAGCCCACAGUAUUGUUCAGAAUGAUCAUGUUUCAGAAGUCCAACCUGUUCAAACCAAUCUGACACCGCAGCAAUGCGUCAACAAGCUGGAUCAGCCCCUCAACCCUGUGUAUGAACAGCAGCCAUCACCAUCCAACAAGCCGCUCGUCGAGUUUCAUCAUCUUAAGGCUGCCCAGCCAUGCUUCAACAAAUGGGCUGGAACCAGCUACCUUGGGUAUUCAGAGCAACUCCCUGCCUGUAACACAUUCCCUUAUGACACACACUCAGACUAUGGCACCUAUCAACAGCAAUUGCAGCAGCCUCCCCUUUCCGAGGAGCUGCCUGCCAGUGCAUCCGCUCCUCCAAUCUCGUCCUGCAGUUGCAAGGAAACACUAGUUUUGGAAGAUACUGAAGAUGCUGAUUUAGCGGUGGCAAAGCAUGCAGUGAUUGGGAAGGUUCUGGCACCCGAUUUAGUUCAUUUGCAAACCAUCAUGUCUGCUAUGCGACCAGCUUGGGGUAACCCAAGGGGUUUGGAGAUGAGAAUGGUGGGAGACAACCUUUUCAUUGCUGAAUUUGAUGCCGAAGUUGACAAGAACAGAGUUCUUGAGGGCUCCCCAUGGUUUAUAGGCCUCCAAGCUGUAGGGCGUCAAGCUGUGAUUUUACAAGAUUUUAAUUGUGAUCUGCGGCCAAGCGAUGUAAUUUUUGACGAAUUGGCUAUUUGGAUCAACAUCUUGAAUCUCCCUUUUGGCCUACGGAAUGAAAAAUGGUGCUAUGAGCUUGCAAGCAAGAUUGGAAAAAAGGUGUUAAAAGUUUAUGUGGAUGAACAAAAAAGAACAGUGGGAAAGGAACUAAGAGCGAGGGUGAUUAUUCCGAUAAAUGAGCCAUUGGCUAGAGGAGUAUCUGUGUUUUCAUCCAGGAGACAGAGGAAGGAAUGGUAUGAUGUGGUGUAUGAGAGAGUUCCAUAUUUUUGUUUCUCAUGUGGCAUUAUUGGCCACUGA